Molecule: messenger RNA, 3423 nt
Organism: Microstroma glucosiphilum
Lineage: Eukaryota; Fungi; Basidiomycota; Exobasidiomycetes; Microstromatales; Microstromataceae
Exons: 4
Coding region: 123-3170 (1015 amino acids)
Cellular component (GO): cell septum; cell periphery
Molecular function (GO): chitin synthase activity
Source: RefSeq, a predicted model, not a curated record
AAUCAGUCAUCACCGGCUGCAAAUAGCAUCUCUUUGCUGCAACGGCAACGGACAGAUCGCGCAUCGUAGCUCAAGGACCACAGCAAUCGACCAGGUCAAUCACUCACGAUCAAACGCCGAUCAUGCCGCCACGUUAUAUGACGCCGGACCCCUUUGCCGGUGACGCAGCCGAUGGCACAGAGGGGUCCAAUGGCCCCUCACCACCACGCCCACCUCAUGGACAGGGGCCAGCAUCAGGGGCACGCAUAGCAUCUGCGGGUCAUCGCCCUCCCCCUCCUGCUCCACCUUCCCAAGCAUACCCUACCUACGACUCGCAAUCAGAUACCGUACACGUACAACAGCAACCUCCCGUCUCUUACGCAUACCAAGAACCUUAUCCUACAUCAGGCGACUCCACUACGCCACACCUGCCAAACCAAGUCUCUUUUGCACCUACACCAGCUCUUCCACCACAGAGCAGUACCUUUCACAACGGGCCACGCUUCCCUAGUGCGCCAGCCUAUCCGCCUACACCAGCUCCGCAUACUGCCUACAAUUACAACGGUGCAUCCUCUGACGGCCAUCGUAACGUCACCAAUCCUUUUGAGAACACACCCCAGAUCUCAGUCUCGGGACACUUUCCUCAGGGCGGCGUCAUGAUGACCCAAGCUCAUGAUGAUAGUACCAGCUACUACCAUGAUGAUGGAGGCGACGUACCGCUCCUGAAUGGUCGGCAGAAUUACGGAUAUGCGCCCGCGUCUGCCUUCACUCCGGAUGGACACCUCAUCUCUGGAGCCAAUGUUCAGCAGUGGGGAGAUGCAGACGGUAUUGAAGACGACGAUGCCGUGGACGGCGGUGCUAGGGGCAGGAAGUUGCUUGGAGAGGGCGGAGAUGUAGGGAGUGAGGAUUAUUUCCCUGGAGGCUGGGCUAGUAAUGCCAGCAAUGCCGAAGAUGGAGCCGGCAGGAUUCGCUACGGCCGGAUACCGCAAAGAGUCCCACGAAGAUACAAGACCUUGAAGCGAGUGGAGCUUUACCAUGGUAAUUUGGUCCUCGACUGCCCUGUCCCUUCGCGCCUGCUUGAGCGCCUAAACGACCGCGAGUCGAGAGAGUUCACCCACAUGAGGUACACAGCAGCUACCUGCGACCCCGACAAGUUCAAGGAGGAACGUUACACGCUACGUCAAGUCCUCUUUGACCCGCCGCGGCGGACAGAGCUCUUCAUCGUCCUCACCAUGUACAAUGAAGACGAAGAGCUCUUUUGUCGGACUUUGCAUGGAGUCAUGACCAAUAUCGCUCAUCUUUGCACUCGCGAACGAUCCAAGACAUGGGGAAAAGAGGGAUGGAAGAAGGUCGUAGUGUGCAUCGUCUCCGACGGCCGUCUCAAGAUCAACGCCAGGGUCCUGUCGGUCCUUGCUGCCAUGGGCGUAUAUCAGGAAGGCGUGGGAAAAAAUGUCGUCAAUGGCAAGCCAGUCACGGCGCACAUCUACGAGUACACCACUCAGCUCAGUGUGGAUCCUGAUCUCAAGUUCAGGGGCAGGGAAAAGGGGAUCAUGCCAGUGCAGAUCUUGUUCUGUCUCAAGGAGAGGAAUCAGAAGAAGAUCAAUAGUCAUAGGUGGUUCUUCAAUGCCUUUGGCUCGAUCCUGCAACCCAAUGUCUGCGUCCUUUUAGAUGUGGGUACCAUGCCCAGAUCGAAGAGCAUCUACCACCUCUGGAAAGCCUUCGAUAUCAACUCCAAUGUCGCAGGCGCUUGUGGCGAGAUCGUCGCACUGAAGGGCAAGCUCUGGACGGGUCUCCUGAACCCAUUGGUAGCAGCGCAAAACUUCGAGUACAAGAUGUCGAACAUCCUCGAUAAGCCGAUGGAGUCUGUAUUUGGGUAUAUCAGCGUCUUGCCAGGUGCUUUCUCAGCCUACCGGUACCUGAGUCUACAGAACGAUGCGCUAGGUCAAGGACCACUAGCUUCGUACUUCAAGGGUGAGACGCUGCACGGUGGGUCUACGGACGCUGAUAUCUUUACGAGCAACAUGUACUUGGCAGAAGAUCGUAUCCUCUGCUGGGAGUUGUGCGCGAAGCGAGACAGCGCUUGGAUCCUCCACUACGUCAAGUCGGCGCAAGCAGUCACUGAUGUGCCGAAUAGCGUGCCCGAACUCAUCUCCCAGCGUCGUCGCUGGCUCAAUGGGUCUUUCUUUGCCGGCAUCCACUCAAUCGUCAAGUUUGGAUACAUUUACCGAAGCUCUCACACUUUUUGGCGCAAAUUUGCCCUGCACAUUGAGCUCAUCUACCAAACGAUUCAACUCAUCUUCAGCUGGUUUGGUAUGGCCAACUUCUUCAUCGCGUUCAGUAUUCUCUCGACUGCCGUUGCCGAGGUGACACCCGCUCUUCGCAUACCAGGAAUCGUUCUCACCUACGUCUACGUCGCUCUCAUCGUCUUCAAUUUCCUUCUAGCCAUGGGCAAUCGCCCUGCAGGAUCCAAGUGGGCUUACAUCGUCUCCAUGAGUCUCUUUGCCCUCCUGACCGUCUGGAUGACAGGGGUAGCCAUCUUCCUUGCCGUUCAUGCCAUUUCGCAAAACGUAUCCGAAGGAAUGACUGCCGCCAAUCUCUUUACAGACAAGAUCUUUGUCAACAUUGUCAUCUCCCUCGUAGCCACCUAUGGAGUUUGGCUAAUCAGUAGUAUCCUCUCCCUGGAACCCUGGCACAUGUUCACAAGUAUCAUUCAGUACCUCUUAAUGGCCCCCAGUUUCGUAAACGUCAUCAACAUCUAUGCCUUUUGCAAUACCCAUGAUGUCUCUUGGGGUACAAAAGGAUCCGAUAAAGUCUCGACGGACUUGGGAGUCGUUUCUGCCGCUACGACCAAUGCAAACGAGGUAGACGUAGCAGUCCCUACCGAGGCCAAAGAUCUGGAUUCAAUCUACUCUGAUGCCAUCCACGUCCUUUCCACCAAACCUCCCCGUGUGGAAAAGACGGUAGAUCUUGAUCAGAAGCAAAAGGACUAUUAUGCUACAGUCAGGACAAACGUCGUAUCGAUUUGGGCGAUUAGCAAUGCUGCAUUGGCAAUUGCGAUUAUUAAUGCCGGGUCGAGCAACACCAAGAUUACCUACAUGGCCUUCUUGCUCUACUCGGUUGCGGGAUUGGCCGCUUUUAGGAUGGUGGGAUGCAUAAUCUACCUCGCCAAACGAAUGCUCUCAGGAGAGUAAUCUCAUCAGGCGCGGAGAAGGGAUUCCUCUAGUCCUUUCUCUUCUUUCUUCUACCCUCCCCUCCCCCCUCCCCCUUCUUCCUCCACCCUCUCUUUGAGGCGCUACCUUCUACCACCCCUCUUCUUGAACGACUGACUGACUGACUGACGAAUGAACCUGACGAAAAACAAUAUUCCACGAUCCCUUCUUUACUCAAGCUCUCGCUCCGUCUCCGUCUCCUCGCCCCUCGCCCCUCGCCCCUCGCUCCUCAUUA